AUGACGUUUUCUUUGAAAAUGGCCAAGUUGAGUGCAGGAUUUCUUGAAGGAAUGUCAUGCCCAUCACCUUUUGGAUUCGGGAUGAAGAAUGACGCUCUUGUGAUAAUCAUAACUGUCUACAUUCGACGUAAAUUUGUUAAACCACCACCAGAGUUUAAAGAUAUACCGACUAUAUCGCCUAUCCAAUUAAUAAAAACUUUGAUAUCAGGCCGACCUCAUGAUGAAGUACAAAAGAUUUGGUAUGUUGUGAGAUGGGGAAUUCAUAUUUCAAAAUUGGAAUAUGUUAAAGAAUUUUUAACUGAACCAAUUGACAAUGUGCCAAAAAUUACUUAUUCUCCUGAUAGUGCAGUUUCAAAAUUCUUAGGAACAUGGAAAGUACAUCGCAACAUAUCCGCAAAAGCUUUUAACAAAGCACUUUCGCCAAAAAUAAUUGGAGAAUGUGGAAUUGAUAGUGUUAAAUUGAUCGAGAAAUGGGAGAAUACACCAAUGGAUACGUUUCUAUUGAUGCAAAGAAUUACUUUACAAGCGUUGGGUAAAGUGGCAUUUGGAUAUGAUUUUCAAUGUUUAAAAAAUUGGGAAGAACAACCGGAAUUUAUAGAAACUUACCAUAGUAUAAUGAAUCAUGUUAUGGCACCAAGAACCUUUUUCUUUCCAUUUCUUGACAAAUUACCAUUAAAUUCAAAUAUUAGAUACAGAAUGUUAAAAGCUGCAGAAAAUGAAGAUUAUACAUGGUCGGCAAGAUCUUUAAGAGAUGAAAUAGUGAUUUUAUUUGUUGCUGGACACGAUACCACUGCACAUUCAUUAAGCGUUGUUUUUUAUUACCUGGGAAGAUAUUUGGAUAUUCAAGAAAAAGCUAGAGAAGAAGUGGUUAGAAUAAUUGGUAAAGAUUUAGUAAUUCCAACUUCAGAUCAAUUAAAGGAAUUAAAAUAUGUAAACGCAAUAAUAAAAGAAGCAUUAAGGUUAUAUCCCUCAUUAACAACCGCGCCACCAAGAAUAAUUCAACGUGAUUUUCAAUUUGAUAAUUUUCUAAUACCAAAGGGUACUUAUCUGCAAGUGAAUUACUGGCAAAUCCAUCACAAUCCAGAAAUUUAUCCGCGACCAUAUGAAUUUAUACCAGAACGUUGGUUGGAUAAUCAUCCAAUGAGUUUGAAUGCAAAUCAGGAAAAACGACAUGCAUUUUCUUGGUUACCAUUUUCUGCUGGUCCAAGAAAUUGGUAA
Molecule: messenger RNA, 1218 nt
Organism: Entrophospora sp. SA101
Lineage: Eukaryota; Fungi; Glomeromycota; Glomeromycetes; Entrophosporales; Entrophosporaceae
Source: the annotation of a GenBank genome assembly